This is a messenger RNA of Hydatigera taeniaeformis, 1002 nucleotides long. The record is from the annotation of a GenBank genome assembly. Lineage: Eukaryota; Metazoa; Platyhelminthes; Cestoda; Cyclophyllidea; Taeniidae.
AUGUCCACUGAUUUUGUGGAGCUUGAGGAACGGAAGCGCGUAUUUAAGUUCUACAAACUCUUUCCUGAUGAACCAAAAUAUUUGGAAAAACUGGAGGCAGCUCUCAGUUCUUUCGUCACCACCAUAACACUAAACAAUGAAAGCAAUCCCUUCUUGAGAUCGUCCUUUGUUCUGCAGUACAAUUUCGCAGAGGAAUUUUUUCUUCUUCGGUCUGCUAUUUCCGAAUCUACUUUUCUGCCCCUUUACGAAGAGUCACUUUUUGAGUGGCCACUUGCUUCCAUCGCGCGAAACAACCUCCUGUCACAAAUCGAUUCUGAUCUAUGGAUAAGAUCCUUUUCUGACUUUUCGAACUCGAGCAUAAUCGCCCAUAUCUUGGAAAAGUUGCGUUGGGUCACUCUUGGAUACCACUACGAUUGGGAUAACAAAAUAUAUCCUCCUGGUUGUCAAUCACAAUUCCCAACAAAAUGGAGAGAUUUUUUCAAAUCAAUAGCACUGACAGUAUCCGAAGUAGUUGGCGAUAGACAGAGUCUACUUACCACAAGAUCCUUCUACGAGAACUUUCGUCCUGAGGCGUCAAUUGUGAACUACUACCGUAAAAAGACUACUAUGGGUUUUCAUAUUGAUAACUCUGAGGUAUGCAAGCGUGCACCACUAAUAUCAAUCAGCCUUGGUCGUCCUGGAAUAUUUCUUUUGGAAACCUCAACAUAUAUUCCGGGGUUUCUACCUCAUGGAAAUAUCGGUAAUGUACCGAAGACUAUAGUGCCCAUUCUCCUACAGCACGGCGAUGUUUUGGUAACUGGAGGUAAUAGCAGACUGGCUUAUCAUGCUGUUCCUCGUUUAUUAUCAUGGUGGAAUCCUUCCCAAUGUAUAUCGCAGGAUUUCUUCCCAUGCCUUCUCUCUGCUUUCAAAAAGCGGUUUGACGAAGAUGGAAAUCGCGAAAACCUAGAGAAUUACAUCCUUACCACCCGAUUGAACAUGAAUGUCAGACAGGUUAACGAAUAA